This is a messenger RNA of Ramularia collo-cygni, 5040 nucleotides long. RefSeq lists its product as uncharacterized. The transcript has a single exon. The record is from RefSeq and is a predicted model, not a curated record. Lineage: Eukaryota; Fungi; Ascomycota; Dothideomycetes; Mycosphaerellales; Mycosphaerellaceae. Gene Ontology annotation, cellular component: nucleus. Gene Ontology annotation, molecular function: ATP binding; ATP-dependent chromatin remodeler activity; ATP hydrolysis activity. The coding region runs from base 1 to 5040 and encodes 1679 amino acids.
AUGGAUUCCGAAGAUCCAUACAAUUGGAGCGUGGAGCAAGUCUGUCGCUUCUUCCGCGACGAUGCUCAGGAUUUACUCUCAAACCUUCCCAAUAAUCCCCAGCUUCCCACACUGCCACCUUUUCUGGAGGCACUCAAAGAAAAUGAUGUCUCAGGCUUCGUACUCUUGACAUCUGUCGGCACGGGCGACCUUCGCGACGAUUUUGGCAUUCGCUCCUUCGGCCAAAGAAGCACUCUGCUCCAUUGCAUCAACAAGCUGAAAGAAUGUUCAUCUGCACAUCGGGGCCAGUAUGACAAGAAGGAAAGCCCACAGGCAUCUACCCCGAUGCCCAAGAUAGAGCAACCGAACCCAUCAGAAACCACACCUGCGGAAGCAACCACGUUCGCUCCUAGUCGUCCUGGCGAGGUGCAAGUGCAGGACGAACAUGGUCGCAAGCGGCGGAAACUCAAUCUCACCGCCAAUGCUGCCGCCAUACCUAUCACUCUCCCGCCAAACACUGAAGGUUGCUAUUUUGGCGAAGCAAGCAAGCCUGUUGAUCGACUCUUCUUCGACAAGACCCCACUGGGCAGAGAAAUCGAGCAUCCUGCGUCUGACGAGUUCACCAUACUCGAGGCCGAUCGCGCGAAUGACUCUGCCGAGCACAACUUCCAGUUCCAUGCUCUAUCAAAGCCCGCUGGAGAAGCCCAAUACGUGUUUCGUCAGAUCCAUCGAUGCCUCAACCAGGAUCCCAUCGAUCUCAUGCGUCGUGAGCAGCCCGCCCUUGCGAUCGUCCCAUACCGCGAGGAGCUGAGUCGUCUCGCGAAGAAGGUGCAAUCCGCUAUCGUGGUCCAGUAUGCCGGCGACGGUAACCUACCGGUUGCGAUCAAAGAAAAUGUUGCGUUUCUUGGAAACAACGGCGACUACAACGGAAUCGCACAAGAGUCGGCGCUUGGUCAGUUCGACUACCUCAAUGAAAAGUAUGGAGGUGGUGAGCAAGGCGACGCUGACGGCGACAGCGAUGUCGAUUCGAUAUCAUCUGCUGCGUUUGAUCGGAUGCAAGCCGAGAUCGAUAAAGAGUGGCAGGACGAGCAGGCGGAACUUGCUGCGAGUCAGGCCACAAGACUCCUGGCAGAGGAUAUCGAAAAUUUAGUCGACGACACUGUCCAGAGUUUCGCCCACGAGUGGAAUGUGAGCAAGCGCCCUAGCAGGGAACAACGUCAGGCGUGGACUGUCUGGAAGAUGAUGAAAGGCAGCAAAUCUAGGCAAAUCAGUCUCAUCCAGGAUGCGAAAGCUAAGAUCGACAGCUACGAUCGCCGAUUGUUGGGGCAGAAAUCACACGUCGUCAAGGCCGAGUGCGGGUCGAAAGAAGAGGUGGUCAAAUUGUGCGAAGCCUUGAAGAUUACGGUCUUGGAUCGGGAGGAGGUGAAGUGGAAGAUCGACGUGUGGCGGAGGAAGCAUGAGCCGGAGCACAUCGUCCGUCACCAAAAACACACCCGCACGAAUGCGAGCGCUUCCGCAGCGCAUACCAUCCCUGCGUUCGUCCCGCAGCCAGAAGAUCGCUUGAGUAUCGAGCCGGGUCCCUCACCAGCGCUCGAAGGGCAAGAGGAUGUGUUCGUGACUCCGCAAGGGAGCCCAACACCUCUUCRGCGUGAGAUUGAAGACGCAGGUUUUGACGGCUCUGAUGAGGCAUCCAGACUGGACGACUUUGUGGAAGAAGACGUGCAGUCUCUCAGCGAUUUACCCCACAGCCACACCACCGUGGUCUCAAACCUUGGAGAGGACGACGAUGACGAUGAGCGUGAGGACGACGCCGCAUCGCCAGUCACGCCGCAGUCUGUUCGUGCCGUUCAAGAACUAGGCGUACGCCCCUCACCCAAGUCUUCAUCCACCGACGGUUUGCCCGGGAUGGAGUCAUUCUUUGCGACAUCUUCAAAUAAGAAAGCGAAGAAGACGUCGAAGCACAAUUUCACAAAGCCCUCGGAACCAGCCUCUGCGUCAAGGCUGAAACAUUCAACAGUCAUCGAGAUCUCAGAUGAUUCUACCAGUGCCUCACAGUCUCGCAGCGCGAAGAGUGCAGGUCGCAAGGCAAAGGACGGACUGUCGCAGGAUGCAGUCGUGAACUCAAAGCCCGAAAAUUCUUCCGUGUAUGAUGUCGACUCGUGGAAUAUCGAAGAACUUAUCAACAACCAGGACCGAAAACGCGUCAUCAUCAAGCUGCUCCGCGACGAGGGUGUUCCGGCUCUGUUCGCAAUCAAAGCGCUCUGGAUGCGCCGAAAGUUGGUCGGAGUGAAGGAAGAUGUACAGAAACUGCUCAAGACCCUCCGAGAUGAACCGACAAGCAGCGAUGCCCGACCAGGACCACUUCUCCAAGUUACCAGGCUCGCUUUGGUCUGGUCGUGCCUUCGACCUGAAAUCAUGAAAGGCGACUAUCCAGAAACAAUAGAAUGGACUCCGGUGGGCCGAGACAUCGAAAUUUUCAUGCCAUUCUUUGGGCUUCUAAUGCAGAAGAGCGACAGCAAACUGUUCAUAGAGCACGAAUCCCCCUCACCCUCUCCCAUCCCCAACAAGUACAGCGAAGUGGACAUCAUCGAAAUCGACUCCGACUCUGACAUUCCCGUGGAGACUCCGCACGCUAGGCGGAAACGGAAGUUCAAGCACAGUCGCAAGGCAGUCGAAUCACAACACACUGCCAUGGAGCGUCAGGCGCGCUACGAGGCGGCGGAGACUCAAUCAUCCAAUUCACGGCAGUUGAUGGAAAUGGUUGGCUCUGGCAGCGUCCUGCUUCCGAUCGACCUCUUGAAACAAGACAAAGGUGUGCAUCACAUACGACCAGCCAUCGCCUCGAUGAUGAAGGAGCAUCAGAUCGCCGGUGUKCGUUUUAUGUGGCGCGAGAUUACCGCAGGCGCGGAUGCCGAUGAAGAUGGCCAAGGAUGUGUGCUGGCUCAUGCGAUGGGACUGGGAAAGACGAUGCAGACGAUUACACUCUUGGUUGCCGUGACUGAGGCCGCCCAGUCGGAAGAUCCCCUGGUCUCAUCCCAACUACCCCAGAACCUCCGACCUGCGGGCGUGGUGAAUCAAGAACGGGCGCUUCGUAUUCUCAUACUCUGUCCCCCUUCGCUUCUCGAAAACUGGCGUCGCGAGAUCCACCAAUGGGCAGGUGGCAUCCUCGGAAACGUUUUCACGUUUGUCAAAUCGAGCAAAUCGGUUCAGAUGGAGGUUCUCAAAGACUGGCACGCCAUGGGGGGCGUGUUACUCAUGGGAUACAGCCUGUUCGGGCUAAGAAUCAAUCGAGCAAAUGCGGAAGAAAAGGCCGGCAAGCCGCAUGAAGACGGCGAUAUGCUCGAUGAGUAUCUCCUUCGAGGCCCAGAGAUCCUGGUCGCCGAUGAAGCCCAUUAUGUGAGAAAUAUUGGAGCUGGAAUUUCCAUUGCAGUCAACAGGAUUGAAACCAGAAGCAGAAUUGCGCUCACCGGCACUCCGAUGAGCAACGACGUUAGCGAAAUGUACGCUCUCAUCUCUUUUGCUGCUCCAGGGUUUCUCGGCGGGCCACUUGACUUCAAGGUCAGAUUCGGGGAGCCCAUCGAACAGGGCACCUACGCCGACAGCUCGUCAUAUGAGCAGCGGAGAAGCAAGGUCAAGUUGGCGACACUGAGUAAGCUCAUUGAGCCCAAGAUACACCGUGCGGACAUUACAGCCCUCAAAGGAACCCUUCAGCCGAAAGUGGAAUUUGUCAUUACCCUUCCUCUCACCGAUUUGCAGCGCUCAGUGUAUAACAAGUACAUCGAAGUUCUGCYAGGAGGAGGUAAGAACGACGAAGCUAGCCAAGUGGCGAUUUUCUCCUGGCUCUCGAUGCUGGGGUUACUUACCAACCAUCCUUUGGCCUUUAAGCGCAAGCUGAACGAGGUGAAGAAACCACGAAAGACAAAGCCUGGCAAGACAUCCAAGUUAGACGGUGGUGCGGCAUCGCCCAUAGCUUUGGACGAUGAUAGUGCCGAGGCAGUGGACUACGAAGAGGAAGCCGUGAAGACUCAAAAUUUCUCAGAGGAGACGGUCAAGCAAAUCACAGCAGAUAUCGAGGACUCCACCAAUCCUGAAUUGUCGGCCAAGAUGGAAAUACUCAUGAAAAUUCUCGCGCUUUCCAAGCGAUGUGGGGACAAAGUGCUGGUCUUCAGCUCGAGUAUACCAACGCUGAAUUAUGUUGGUGAACUACUCGGCGAGCGCGGUGUUCGAUGUGGCCGGAUUUGCGGCAAUGUGCCUCCGGUGCAACGCCCCAAAAUCAUUGCAGAUCUUACUGAAGGCCUCUGCGAUGUUCUGCUCAUCUCAACAAAGGCUGGUGGAGUUGGACUGAACAUCCAAGCUGCGAACCGCGUGGUGAUUUUAGACUUUGGAUUCAACCCGUCGCACGAGGAACAAGCAAUUGGCCGCGCUUACCGAUUCGGACAAUCGAAGCCUGUCUUUGUGUAUCGCCUCAUCAAUGGUGGAACGUUUGAAGACAACAUCUACAACAAACAGUUGUUCAAGACCUCCCUUACACAGCGCGUGGUGGACAAGAGGAACCCUCGUCGCAAUGCRGCGCGGAAUACACGCCAAUAUCUCUAUGCACCGACUGAAGUCUCUCAGCAGAAUCUCACCGAAUGGCUGGGCAAAGACCCAGACGUAUUUGAUCAGAUUCUGAAGCCUCAGCUCUCACAGCCGGAAGGAAUUGUUCGCAAGGUCACCACCAUUGAGACCUUGCAGAGGGAAGGUGACGAUCCGCCUCUUAAUGCGGAAGAGCUGAGACAGGCCGAGGAGGAGUAUCAGACGAGCAUCGCGGCAGCCAUGGGUCUACGAGGUCAGAUCCCGAACACGCAGAACCUUCCGCCUUUUGUGACAGCGCAGGCUUCGCAGCCUCGUCGUCUGAUGUUGAAAUUGCCCAGCCCGCGACAGCCCUCGUCAACGGCGCCCGGUGGUUAUGUGCGUCCUUCGCCGACGAUUCGCAUAGCGAGCACCGUUCCAUCKAGCACCAUUCCACCAAGCACUUCUACACUGAUGCCACAUGGUUUGCCGAGCAUCCGAUCGCCAUGA